UGAAAUAAAUGUUCAUUUUUAAAUAGUGCUCCUGUUACCCCUACAAGAAACAAAGACAGCUGCAGAAAAUCUCAUUCCAAAGGUCAGAAAUCCACAUUGUUACUUACAGUAUAUAUUUGACCUAUAGGCCCACCACUGUUGCUGAUAAGUGUAUAACGUAUGUAUAGUAUAUAUAUAGAUUAAUCUGUGAUUAUGCAUACAAAGGUUCCGCAUGCUGCUUUUGUCAGAAUGCCAUAAAAUACUGAAAUAUCUUGAUGGUCUCUGAACUUAACAUGAUGUAAUAUCAUCUGGUUGAUUGGUGUGGUUACCAAAUAAACUGACCUGAGCCGUAUCAUGCCACAGCUAUAUAAUAACCCCGAUGAGUAGAUCUUACAGCAUUAAGGUAAACCCACCGGUUCAUAAGGAGUAAAGUCACAGAAGUUAUAGAGAAAUGGUGUAUUAAACACUAUCGAAUUUAGAAGACAGAUCAGGACGUCUGCUUGCAGUGCUGAGUAGCAGCACUGCAGAACAUCUACUAUAGAAAGCUGUGUCGGGACGCAAGGUGAUCUUACCUGUGAGCAGGCUGUCUUUGCAUCAGCGAGAAUGACAUCACAGACAUUAUCACAUCUGGUGGAUCAGUGGAUUGACGUACAAGGAGUCUUGAUAUUUCUGUGCGUUCUGCUGUUGGUGAAACACGUGUAUGAUGUUCGUUCAAGCAACAUGCCACCUGGUCCCUUCCCUCUGCCCAUCAUCGGAAACUUGCUGAACAUCGGAUUUAAUGAUCCAAUGGAAUUUUUCCCAAAGAUUGCCAAGCGGUAUGGCGAUGUAAGCACAUUCUAUCUUGGAGACAAACCCUGCAUACUGCUCACCGGAUAUGAGACAUUUAAAGAGGCAUUUGUGGAACAAGCAGAUAUCUUUACUGAACGACCGUUCUUUCCUGUCAAUGAGAGAAUCAGUAAAGGGAAAGGUCUGAUCUUCUCCGGUGGGCACAUGUGGCGCCAGCAGAGACGUUUUGCUGUGGCAACACUGAAAUAUUUUGGUGUGGGAAAGAAAACUUUGGAAAACUCCAUCCUGCAGGAGUGUCGGAUUGUUUGUAAGGCUCUGCAGGAUGAACAAGGUUUGCCAUUCGACCCUCACCACGUCUUGACCUAUGCAGUGGGAAAUAUAAUAUGCAGUUUGGUUUUUGGAUACAAGUUUGAGUAUGACGACCAGAGUUUUCAUCAGCUGUUGAAGUAUUCGGACGAUACCUUUAAACUGCCUGUCAAUAACUGGGGUCGGUUGUAUAACCAGUUUCCCACCAUGAUGUCCUUUCUGCCUGGAAAACACCAGACAGCAUUUGCCAACCUUUCAAAGCUUAAGCUCUUUUUUCAGGAAGAAAUUAGGAAACACAAAGAGGACAGAAACCCAUCUAGUCCCAGAGAUUACAUUGACUGCUAUCUGGAGGAAAUCGAGAAGAGUAAAGACAGGGAGGCGGAGUUCACCGAAGACAAUCUGAUACACUGUGUUCUGGAUCUGUUUGGAGCAGGAACAGAAAGCACGGCUAAAUCUCUCAGAUGGGCUUUACUCUACAUGGCCAAAUACCCAGAAGUGCAAGAGAAAGUUCAGUCAGAGAUCGAUCGUGUGAUCGGACAGACACGUCAACCGCUGAUGGAAGAUCGGGCGCAUCUGCCGUACACCUACGCUGUGAUUCAUGAGGUUCAGAGGUUUGCAAACGUCCUCGCCUUUAUUCCACCGAGAGUAGCCUGCAGAGACACGACAGUAGCUGGAUAUCUCAUUCCUAAGGGUGUGAUGGUGCUACCAAUGCUAAAGCCAAUCCUUGAGGACAAGAAUGAAUACGACACACCACACGAGUUCAACCCUGCGCACUUUCUGGAUAAACAUGGCAAAUUUCUCAAGAGGGAAAACUUCAUCCCCUUUUCAAUAGGUAAGAGGAUGUGCUCGGGUGAGCAGAUGGCCCGUAUGGAGCUUUUUCUCAUUUUUACCUCCCUGAUGCAGAAUUUUACUUUCCUGCCACCCGAAGGAAAAACACUGAGUUUGAAAAGGACGGUGGCCAUCGCUUCUGCUCCUGAGCCUUUCUGCAUACGUGCCAUACCGCGAUAAUACCACACCUUACCAUAUUAAAAUGAAGGAAUUGACACAAACACAGAUAAAAAAACUAACAUAAGUGCAUGUGUUGUCUGUUUGUAACAUGAAAUGUUUUUUGGUUGUUUUAUUGAAUUGCAUGUGAAUCAUUUAUUGUUUUGCAUAUAUUCAUACUGCAGAAAUGACUAUUACAGAUCUGCCUAAAGAUACCAUUAGAUUGUCAUGUCUACAAUGCUACAAUAUCCGCAGUCUGCAAAGCAUGUUGCAAGAUGUCCCUUGUGAGUUUUCAUGGAUUUGAAAACAUCACCAAACACCUGCCAGACACCUGUGACUUUUUCAUGUCUUAAAAGUAAAAUUCCAAAUAGCAAUAUGCACACCAACUAUGCAUAAACUAUGUUGUGAAAACACUAUUUAAGCAACACGUCUGUCUAAAUAAAGUGUUGGGAUUUUUUGCCUGAAUGUGUGCAAGAAUUUACCACAUUUUCUCUAGACCCAUGGGGCCUCAUUUAUAAAGCGUGCGUACGCACAGAUUUGAUCGUAAAGUGUGCGUAGGCAAAAAUCCACGGCAAAGUCCAUAUUUAUUAAAACUGUC
Messenger RNA from Misgurnus anguillicaudatus (oriental weatherfish), 2653 nucleotides. RefSeq names its product cytochrome P450 2J4. Gene Ontology annotation, cellular component: cytoplasm; intracellular membrane-bounded organelle. The record is from RefSeq and is a predicted model, not a curated record. Gene Ontology annotation, biological process: xenobiotic metabolic process. NCBI's taxonomy places the organism in Eukaryota, Metazoa, Chordata, Actinopteri, Cypriniformes, Cobitidae. Gene Ontology annotation, molecular function: iron ion binding; heme binding; oxidoreductase activity, acting on paired donors, with incorporation or reduction of molecular oxygen, reduced flavin or flavoprotein as one donor, and incorporation of one atom of oxygen.